AUGUCAGUCGUACAACCACCAAAGAAUGACCAAUAUCCUCGCCUCAACGGACUUAUCGCUGAGGCAAAGCAGAAGUCACCGUUCUACAGCGAUCUCUACAAAGAUAUGGCGACUACUGGCCAACUGACCCCCAAAGAAGUGCCUUUGAUCGAUCAUUCCAAGUACUGGGCGGCCUAUCAUGAUUCUGAACGUUCGGUUAUGACCUCUUGCCAGAUAGAUGGCGUUCUAAUGAAAACUGGCGGCACAACUGGUACUCCCAAGUUUACCAGCUACUCUCAGAUAGAGCUGCUUCGGACUGCGUCCCUCCUAGCAGACGGACUUCUCCAUGCGGGUCUGCGGGCCGGCGACAGAGUCGCCAAUCUCUUUUACGCUGGAGACCUCUACGGCUCCUUUCUGCUGCACAUUCUGAGCGUCAUUUCUCUGCCCAUUCCUGCCAUCCAGAUACCAAUUGGAGGUUUGAUGGCGCCGGAUGUGACUGCCCAGCUUCUGCGAACAUGCCGCGCAACGGCCGUGCUCUCAACUAUAACAUCGUUGGUCCGUCUGGCCUCUUAUUGCCGCCCUAAACAAGAAACGUUCGAAUAUGUGACGGCUAUCAUGUUUGGUGGUGAGCCAAUGUUUGAAGACCAAGUCGCUGCGGUGGCCUACCUCUUCCCCAACGCGACUAUACGCAGCUGCAUAUAUGGCUCCAUCGAUGCGGGGGUCGUAGCCGUUUCUGCUGGAAGCUCAGACCCAGCAGAACAUAUCGUACUCUCGGCAGCGGCCAUUGUCGAGAUCCUCGUUGAUCAAGAUGGAGAGCUUGUACCAACCGAAGAAGCGAAUAUUCCCGGAACACUUGUUGUGACAAACUUGAUUCGAGACCUGACACCCGUCAUCCGUUACCCAACAGGGGAUCGCGCGGAGUGGGUAGAUAAACCGGCUGGAAUCUUCCGCCUUUUGGGACGUAGUAACGAUGCUGUUCGACUAGGUCCUGUUUCUCUAGACAUUUCACAUCUACGUCAGCUUUCUAGGGCUGUUUUGAAGAGUGUGGCUAUAGAAGCUUUCCAGGUGGUUGUCACCCGUCAAGACUGCAAGGAUGCCAUGGAAAUAAUGAUAAACACAUCAGAGCCCCCUCCUGUAUCCUCGGGAGAGGCUAUUAUUGAGAUGUUGAAUGAGCAGAGGCCGAUGUUGAAGAAGCAUAUUGAGAUGGGUUUGGUCGCUCCAGCCAAGGUUUGUUUCAAAUCCAUCUGCGAAAUGAGAGCAAACCCGCGUAGCGGGAAACUACCAGAGAUUCUUGAUUUGAGACUCGCUACUGUUUAA
Fusarium fujikuroi IMI 58289 is the source of this 1296-nucleotide messenger RNA. RefSeq lists its product as uncharacterized. NCBI's taxonomy places the organism in Eukaryota, Fungi, Ascomycota, Sordariomycetes, Hypocreales, Nectriaceae. The record is from RefSeq and is a predicted model, not a curated record. The transcript has 2 exons. The coding region runs from base 1 to 1296 and encodes 431 amino acids.